AUGGCGGCUCAGCUUCUGAACAGCCUCGGCCGGAUCGGCCUCGGCCUGGCCGUAGGUGCAAGUGUGAUCAACACUGCGCUCUACAACGUCGACGGUGGCUCUCGAGCUGUCAUUUUCGACCGCUUCACCGGCAUCAAGAACACCGUCGUCGGCGAGGGCACCCACUUCCUCAUUCCCUGGGUACAGCGGGCCAUCAUCUACGACAUUCGCUCUCGGCCGCGCAAUGUCUCUGUCAUCACCGGCAGCAAAGAUCUGCAAAAUGUCAACAUCACGUUGCGAAUUCUCUUUCGGCCGAUUCCCUCUGAGCUGCCCAAGCUGUACAGUAGCCUUGGCGAGGACUACGAUGAGCGUGUCCUUCCCUCCAUUACCAAUGAAAUCCUGAAGGCUGUUGUUGCUCAAUUCGAUGCUGGUGAGCUGAUUACUCAGCGUGAGGUAGUCUCUCUGAAGGUCAGCGAAGAGCUGACGGAACGAGCCGCCCAGUUUGGCCUGGUUCUCGAUGACAUCUCUCUGACCCAUCUGACCUUUGGCCGAGAGUUUACCGCCGCCGUCGAGUUGAAGCAGGUCGCCCAGCAGGAGGCGGAGCGCUCCCGUUUCCUCGUGGAGAAGGCCGAGCAGGUGAAGAAGGCGGCAGUCAUUAGCGCCGAGGGUGACUCGCAGGCGGCCUCGCUGCUGGCGAAGGCCUUCGGCGACUGCGGCGAGGCGCUGGUGGAGCUGCGUCGACUGGAGGCCGCCGAGGACAUUGCCCAGCUGCUGUCCAAGUCGCGCAACGUCAACUACCUGCCGCCGGGACAGCAGACGCUGCUCAGUUUGCCGCCCAUGUAA
Molecule: messenger RNA, 822 nt
Organism: Rhagoletis zephyria (snowberry fruit fly)
Lineage: Eukaryota; Metazoa; Arthropoda; Insecta; Diptera; Tephritidae
Source: RefSeq, a predicted model, not a curated record